Messenger RNA from Salpingoeca rosetta, 749 nucleotides. RefSeq names its product tRNA 2'-O-ribose methyltransferase. The transcript is spliced from 6 exons. Gene Ontology annotation, cellular component: cytoplasm. Lineage: Eukaryota; Choanoflagellata; Craspedida; Salpingoecidae. Gene Ontology annotation, biological process: tRNA methylation; cytoplasmic translation. Gene Ontology annotation, molecular function: tRNA methyltransferase activity. The coding region runs from base 99 to 749 and encodes 216 amino acids. The record is from RefSeq and is a predicted model, not a curated record.
UGGCGGAACGUGCUCACCUGCAGCAUCAGACUCUUUUGCGUGAAAGCACACCGCAGCACAGCACCACUUAGUUCUACACAACAAGGACAACAGGGAAGAUGGGGCGGAGCUCAAAGGACCGCCGGGACGUGUACUACCGACUGGCCAAGGAGCAGGGGUGGCGAGCGCGAAGCGCGUUCAAGCUGCUGCAGCUGGACACACAGUUUGAUCUGUUCAGCGGUGUGAAGAAGGUCGUGGACCUGUGCGCAGCGCCAGGCUCUUGGUCACAGGUGCUUCAACGCAAACUCAAGCCUCAAGAGGAUGAAGACGUCAAAGUCGUGGCCGUGGACCUGCAAGCCAUGGCACCGCUGGAUGGCAUCAUUCAGAUGCAGGGCGACAUCACAAAGGAGUCCACAGCGACCGCCAUUGUGGAUCACUUUGAAGGCGAAAAAGCAGAUCUCGUCAUCUGUGACGGUGCGCCAGAUGUGACGGGUCUGCACGACAUUGACGAGUAUGUGCAGGCGCAACUUCUCCUCGCUGCCCUUAACAUCACAACACACGUGCUCAAGCCCGGUGGCACCUUCGUCGCAAAGGCAUGCGAGAUGAAGAGGACAACGGCGCUUGGAGAGACAGAUGUCGUGGUUCCUGCACACGCGCCGUCACAGCCAUCCUCAUCGUCGUCAUCAGCACAGCAGCAACAGCAGCAACAACAAGAUGAGGCUGAUGAUGUUGAAGCUGUUCAAGAGGAGCUGAACGUUGUCAGUCUGUAA